UCAAACGCGUCACGUGUUUUUUAUCGCAUAAAACCCACUGAAAUAAAUAUUCAGACACGCCACUGGCCGUGCAUAUCUUCAGCGUUCUUGCUCGCCUUUGCUGCUCGCGCUGUCACUCAAACUUAACCUAAAAAUACGCGGCCUUGUCUCAAUUUCGCACAUUUUUUAUUGUGAAAAGCCGAAAAAUCAAUGGUGGGUGGCAAGAGUGGCAUGUCUAAGAGAGAUUGGCGACCUUUUGUGUACGGCGGCCUCGCAUCGUGUGUUGCAGAGUUCGGAACGUUCCCCAUCGACACCUCGAAGACCAGGUUGCAGAUUCAGGGUCAAACGUUGGAUAAGAAUCAUGCCACACUCAAGUACAGGGGCAUGGUGGACUGUUUGUUGAAAAUCGGGAAACACGAAGGCUUCGCGGGGUUGUAUUCUGGUAUUUGGCCUGCGGUGCUGCGACAAGCCACUUAUGGAACUAUUAAGUUUGGUACUUACUAUUCUCUUAAGCAGAUAAUAGUUGAAUAUAAUGGGAGAGAGAGUGUCACCGUUAAUUUAUGCUGUGCUGUGAUAGCGGGGGCUGUGUCGAGUGCCAUCGCCACCCCCACUGAUGUUAUUAAAGUCCGGAUGCAAGUUCAGGGGAUUCAAGCCAAUGUUGGCCUGAUUGACUGCUUCAAGGACGUUUACACUCAUGAAGGAAUCUCAGGAUUGUGGAAAGGGGUCAGCCCUACCGCCCAAAGAGCUGCAGUGAUUGCCGCAGUUGAAUUGCCAGUAUACGAUUUUUGCAAAAGUCGGCUUAUUAACACAUUUGGUGAUAAUAUUGCAAAUCAUUUUAUGUCUAGUCUUUUUGCCAGUUUGGGAAGCGCGAUAGCUUCAACUCCAAUAGAUGUAGUGAGAACCAGGUUAAUGAACCAAAGAAAAUUAAAAACAAGUGGUGAUCUCUUACCCGCCCACAUUUACACAAGCACCGCCAACUGUUUUUACCAAACAUUCAAAAACGAAGGGUUUUGGGCAUUUUACAAAGGAUUCGUCCCUACUCUAUUCAGAAUGGGACCGUGGAAUAUAAUUUUCUUCAUAACUUAUGAACAGUUGAAGAAAUUGUAUUAAAAACACAUCAGCAUUUCUUUUAAGUAUUAAGACUAAAGGCAUUAUUUAUUUUUAAAUGUACAAAUGCACGCUACAAAAGUAUUUCAAAUAAAUAAUUACAAUCAA
Tribolium madens (black flour beetle) is the source of this 1194-nucleotide messenger RNA. RefSeq names its product mitochondrial uncoupling protein Bmcp (gene Bmcp). The transcript is spliced from 6 exons. The record is from RefSeq and is a predicted model, not a curated record. NCBI's taxonomy places the organism in Eukaryota, Metazoa, Arthropoda, Insecta, Coleoptera, Tenebrionidae. Bases 190 to 1089 code for a protein of 299 amino acids. Gene Ontology annotation, cellular component: mitochondrial membrane. Gene Ontology annotation, biological process: mitochondrial transport.